AUGGCCGCCGACCUAGCCGAGCAAUUCGCGGCCCUCAUGGGGCAGGAGCAGGAGCGCUUGGAGAAAAUGAAGGCGCUCUCUGAGGAAAUCGCGAAGCAGAGCUCGGAACACCGGGUUCUUGCGAUGGAUCUCGAGAGGGAGCGGCGCGUGGCGCGCAUAACGCAGGAGGAGACGGUGGACGCAAAGCGUCAGUUGGAGGAGUUGAAAGGGUUGAUUAAUCGCAACUCGUUUGUCUUGGUUCUCAUCGACGCGGAUGCGGAUGGGUAUAUCUUCAAAGACAAGUACUACGCGGAUGUUGACGGCGGCCGUAGGGCUGCUCUGGAUCUCCGCACCGCUGUCCAGGAAUAUCUGAAAAAAGAGCAGCCGGAGCUGGCGGGCUUGCCCAUCGUCGUCAAAGCCUUUGCCAACUACGACGGGCUGUCCCAGCUCCUGGUGAAAAUGAAGCUGCUCAAGAACCUGCUGUGGCUGAAUGGCUUUGCGAAAGGUUUCUCGCAAGCGUUCGACACCUGCGACUUUGUUCUUGUGGGGGCGGGCAAGGACCGCGCUGACGAGAAGAUCAAGGGUAAGUCGCAAGCUACCCGCAGUUGGUCUGAUGACGACGUUAAAGCUAACUGGGGAAAAGGUGUCUUCAAGCAGUUCAUCACGAACCCCACCUGCCGUCAUGUGGUCUUCGGGGCCUGCCAUGAUAACGGGUACGUUCGACUGCUGGAAAAGUAUCAGCAGGGUGCUGUUACCGAGAAGGUGACGCUUCUCUACCCCUUCGACGUGGGCAGAGAGUUCGAUGGGCUGGGGUUCCGUUCAACGAGGAUGGAGUCGCUCUUCCGGACCAAACCGUUUGGCAAGCCGCCAGCGCCGACUCAAAGCACAAUGGCCGGGGGCACCAGGGGUGCCCAGAGCCCGGUUGAAGCAAGCUGGGCAGCUCGGCUGCAAAGCGGAACAGAUUCUGCUUCUGAUGAAAUUGACCGCAUGGAGGAGGAAUUACGCCGGAUCGUGAGAAGGGAGGAGGCAGACGGGAUUCCCGUCAAUAAGGCAGGUCAUCGAAUCGACAUCUCACUCCCAGAUCCUAUUUCCGACGAUCUGGAGAUGUGGAACCGCAAGACCCGGAAUGGGAAAAUCAGGUACUGCUACAGGCACCAUCUGCUCCCGGAGGGGUGGGAGAAUUACUUGCCUUUGCGCAUGAAGCGAGGCAGGAGUCCUGUCGUGCCAGAGGCAGGUGUCGAGACCGCGGCUGCUUUUACGGGCAUCAUUGCUCCUGUAAUAUGA
Messenger RNA from Aspergillus mulundensis, 1263 nucleotides. RefSeq lists its product as uncharacterized. Lineage: Eukaryota; Fungi; Ascomycota; Eurotiomycetes; Eurotiales; Aspergillaceae. The record is from RefSeq and is a predicted model, not a curated record. The transcript has 4 exons. The coding region runs from base 1 to 1263 and encodes 420 amino acids.